AAGUCAAUGAUCCAAUAUCUAAGUCAUCUGGAAGCCCAGGCCAGCCGCCUUCAGACUGAAAUAAAAGUCUAGAGCCAUUGAAAUAUAAGUUUCAACGCUACUAUAGUGUAUAUAAUCCACCCUCGAACAAGACAUAAUCACAAAUUGAUAUUUACUCAACAUAAAAAAGCAUACUAGUAUACUACAGAACUACAUUGAAGAAAGAUGGCUGGGUCAAUUAGCUGUGAAUUAGUGAUAAGUGCACCAGCAAGCUCGGUGUGGGAUCUGGUCAAAGGCCUUAAGUUACCUGCUGCUCUUGGAGAAUCCUUUUCUGAUCUUAUCGAGAAAAUCGACGUCGUCGGUGAUGGCUCCGUUGGUACAGAACUCUAUGUCAAGUUCAAACCAGGCACAGCUCCAUAUUCUUACCUCAGAGAGAGGUUUACCAAGGUCGACAACGAGAGCAUGGUGAAAGAGUACGAGAUUUUUGAAGGCGGUCAUCGUGAUUUGGGAUUCAGCAAAUACUUAAUUCGAUUCGAGAUUGUAGAGAAGGAUGAGAAUAGCUGCAUUGCAAAAGCUACAACUGAGUAUGAACUUAAUGCAGAUGCUGAUCCUAAACUUGCUUCCUUAGUUUCAGUUGAUCAGAUGAUGGGUAUUCUCAACGUUGCUGCUAACAAAGUCGUAAACGAAUCCAAGUAACUAAUUAGCCUCUGAUAGAGUUUCUGCCCUUGAGUUUUAUAAUUCUUUAAGACUGUAUUGUAAUUUGGGAGUUGCUCUGGUUUAUGGUUUAUUUUUGUUGAUGUUCUGUAUUCAUGAAUACCAGAGACAAUAAAGGUGGACUUCACUUUCUGAUUUCCCGAA
Molecule: messenger RNA, 837 nt
Organism: Daucus carota subsp. sativus
Lineage: Eukaryota; Viridiplantae; Streptophyta; Magnoliopsida; Apiales; Apiaceae
Product: norbelladine synthase
Exons: 2
Coding region: 205-675 (156 amino acids)
Biological process (GO): defense response; abscisic acid-activated signaling pathway
Cellular component (GO): nucleus; cytoplasm
Molecular function (GO): protein phosphatase inhibitor activity; abscisic acid binding; signaling receptor activity
Source: RefSeq, a predicted model, not a curated record